Phialemonium atrogriseum is the source of this 2401-nucleotide messenger RNA. Its product is annotated as putative DSB repair complex subunit Ku70. Gene Ontology annotation, molecular function: double-stranded DNA binding; DNA helicase activity; telomeric repeat DNA binding. The transcript has 3 exons. Bases 166 to 2106 code for a protein of 646 amino acids. NCBI's taxonomy places the organism in Eukaryota, Fungi, Ascomycota, Sordariomycetes, Cephalothecales, Cephalothecaceae. Gene Ontology annotation, biological process: double-strand break repair via nonhomologous end joining; telomere maintenance. The record is from RefSeq and is a predicted model, not a curated record. Gene Ontology annotation, cellular component: Ku70:Ku80 complex; nucleus.
UGGUUCUUUAAAGAGUCCAGGCACCAGGAUCGCCAGCACUCGGACGUUCUCGACGCGUCCGACCAAUACUCCGUGUCGUCCCUCCUUUCAACUACCUAGUGCAUUUUAGGAAGAUUCCCCUUCGACAACAAGCAGCAGGACUGCAGGCCCAUACUCAAUCAGAAAAUGGCUUGGGGACGCGAUGAAGAGCGACGCGAGAACGCGGAGGAAGGCGAGGAGGAGAUAGACGAGACUGACUACAAGGCGCAAAAAGAUGCCAUCAUCUUCGCUAUCGAUGUGAGCAAGUCAAUGGCGGACCCGCCGCCGGCGGGCGAUGCGAAGAAAGCCGGUGAUAGUGCCAUUGCUGCGGCGCUGAAAUGCGCGUAUCAAAUCAUGCAGCAGCGCAUCAUCGCUCAACCCAAAGACAUGAUGGGUAUCUUACUAUUCGGGACCAAAAAGUCAAAGUUCCGCGAUGAGAACAACGGGCGCAGCGCUUACCCUCACUGCUAUGUCUUCAUCGACUUGGAUGUCCCGUCCGCCGAGGACGUCAUGACUCUGAAGAGCUUGGUAGAGGAAGGCGAGGAUCCAGAUGAUGUCCUGACCCCUACGGACGAGACCGUUGCCAUGUCCAACGUUCUCUUUUGUGCCAACCAGAUCUUCACAACCAACGCGCCAAACUUUGGCUCACGCCGGUUGUUCAUCAUUACCGACAAUGAUGAUCCCCAGGCGGGGGAUAAGCAGGCACGCUCGGCAGCUGCUGUCCGUGCCAAGGAUCUUUACGAUCUUGGCGUCGUUAUCGAGCUCUUCCCAAUCAGCCACGAGGAGAAGAGAUUCGAUUUGUCCAAAUUCUACGAUGAUAUCGUCUACAGCGACCCUGCGGGAGACUCGAGUUCGCCAGAAGAGAUCAAAACAUCAAGGUCUGGAGACGGCUUAACCCUCCUAAAUUCCUUGAUAUCGAACAUCAACUCGAAGCAGACCCCAAAGCGGUCCUACUUCUCGAAUCUGCCCUUUGAUAUUGCCCCGGGUCUGAGAAUAUCGAUCAAGGGGUAUCAUAUCCUUCACCGACAAGUGCCAGCACGUACAUGCUACGUUUGGCUUGGCGGUGAGAAGGCAGAGCUCGCCGUGGGGGAGACGACAAAACUAGACUCGGAUGCCAGAACUGUCGAGAAGUCCGAGAUCAAGAAGGCGUAUAAGUUCGGCGGCGAGUUCGUCUACUUCAAUCCUGAAGAGUUAAAGGGCCUGAAGUCAUUCGGCGAGACCGGACUCCGAAUCAUCGGGUUCAAGCCGAGGACGCUGCUCCCGAACUGGGCUUCAGUCAAGAAGUCAACCUUCAUCUACCCAAGCGAGGAUGAUUACGUUGGAUCUACCCGCGUCUUCUCUGCCCUGUGGCAGAAAUUGCUCAAAGACCAGAAGAUGGCCCUGGCAUGGUUCAUCUCGCGGUCUAAUGCCAACCCAAUCCUCGUGGCCGUCUUGCCUUCAAGGAGUCCUGAUGACCAUGAGUCGGCGACGUCCUUCCUCCCUGCAGGCCUAUGGCUCUACCCGUUACCGUUUGCAGACGAUAUCAGAAAUGUGGAUCUCAACUCAACGACGCGUUGCUCCAACGAACUCAUCGACCACAUGAGAGUCAUAGUGCAGAACCUUCAGCUUCCGAAGGCAGUGUACAACCCCACCAAAUAUCCCAAUCCCGCGCUGCAGUGGCACUACCGGAUUCUGCAGACGCUGGCUCUCGAGGAGGAGAUCCCUGAACAUCCAGAAGACGCAACACUCCCGAGAUAUAAAGCCAUCAAUAAGCGAGUCGGCGGCUACUUGGUUGACUGGGACAAGGGGGUCGACGCCGAAGCAAAGAAACUCGCUGACAGCAGAGCAAUCAAACGGGAAGCUGAAGAUGGUGAUGAUGACAGGCCUAAGAAGAGAGCAAAACCCGCGAAUUCUACUACCUCGAGCAAGAAGGCACCAGGUUCAUCAAUGAACAACGCUCAGCUCAAGCUGGCAGCCGAACAGGACACCCUGAAGAAGAUGACAGUCGCCGAGCUCAAGGACGUAAUGGCCAGUAAGGGCCUGAGCAUAUCAGGCAAGAAGGCUGACCUCGUCGAGAGGCUCGAGCAAUGGCUUGAAGAAAAUGCAUGAACGAAGAGGCGAUAUGGGGUGUUGACACACGGAUGGGUCCCUAUGGAUGAAGGUAUCAGGCGCGCAGGCAGGUUAAAUGGAAUGGAAAUGUAACUGUACGACAUGGCGUGUAGGUACAGAGGUACGUACCUGUAGGCAGGUCUCUGGUGCUCUACCUAGGUAGGUAGGUAGCUACCUAGGUACAGGAUACCGUACUGGGAUUUUGGGGGGAGGGGCCUGUGAUUAGUCAGUCGGUGGGAACUCACCUUGGAAUCCACCACCAACAUCUGUGCCCAGGCCUUUACUUAAUCGCGUC